Pistacia vera is the source of this 2079-nucleotide messenger RNA. Its product is annotated as chaperone protein ClpC1, chloroplastic-like. Gene Ontology annotation, biological process: cellular response to heat. NCBI's taxonomy places the organism in Eukaryota, Viridiplantae, Streptophyta, Magnoliopsida, Sapindales, Anacardiaceae. Gene Ontology annotation, molecular function: ATP hydrolysis activity; ATP binding. The record is from RefSeq and is a predicted model, not a curated record. The transcript has 7 exons. Gene Ontology annotation, cellular component: cytoplasm.
AUGGAGAAACUUGAGAAACAAGGUCCUGUUCAGCUGGAAAUGCUAAACAAAUAUGCUACAGACUUAAACAAAAUGGCAAAAGAGGGCAAGUUGGAUCCUCUCAUCGGAAGGCAACAGGAACUUGAACGUGUCAUCCAAAUACUGUGUAAAAGAAGGAAGAAUAACCCAUGCCUUAUUGGCGAUCCUGGUGUUGGAAAAACUGUAAUCGUUGAAGGCUUAGCACAGAGGAUUACAAAUAAUACUUCUCCAAUAUAUCCCUUGGACAUGGGGCGGCUUAUAGCUGGGGCAUCGAAUCGAGGAGAAUAUGAGGAGAGGUUGACGAAAUUGAUAGAUGAAGUAAAACUGAGUGAAGGAUCCAUCAUCCUCUUCAUUGACGAGGUGCACACUCUUAUAGGUGCUGGUUCUUGAGGACAAGCAGUAGAUGCUGCUGACAUAAUGAAACCUGCCCUUGCAAGAGGAGAAUUAAGGUGCAUUGGUGCCACAACAUUUGAUGAAUACAAGAAGUAUAUUGAGAAGGAUGCUGCCUUGAAAAGGCGGUUUCAGCAGGUUUUAGUGCCUGAACCAUCAGUGGCUGGGACAAUUGAGAUUCUGCUAGGUUUGUGCUCAAAAUAUGAAUCUCAUCACAAUGUUAAAUACACAUCGAACGCUUUAGCAGCAGCCGCUCAGCUUUCGCAUCAGUAUAUCAGUGAUCGGUUUAAUCCCGACAAAUUGAUAGACUUGAUUGAUGAAGCUGGCGCCAAAUUGGUUAUACAUCAAACAAAGGGAUCACUAGGAACAAAAAUGUUGAUAACUGAAGAUAAUAUAAAGGAGAUGGUCUCUACCUGGACCGGAAUUCCAGCGGAGAAAAUUUCCAGUGAAGAAUCUCACCAGCUUUUGCAAAUGGAAAAGACUUUGCAGAAGCACAUUAUUGGUCAGGCCGAAGCUGUUGAAGCUAUAAGCCGUGCCAUCCGUAGAGCAAGAGUGGGAAUCAGAGACCCAAGUCGCCCGAUAUCAAGCUUCUUAUUCACUGGUCCUAUUGGGGUUGGAAAAACAGAACUUGCAAAAGCUUUAGCAGUCGAAUAUUUUGGGUCGAAAGACGCCAUGAUAAGAAUCGACAUGAGCGAGUACAUGGAGAGACAUACUGUUUCCAAGUUUUUUGGUUCGCCUCCGGGUUAUGUUGGCUCUGUAAAUGGUGGCCAACUUACAGAAGCUGUACGCCACCGGCCUCACAGUUUGACCCUCUUCGAUGAGAUUGAGAAGGCUCAUUGUGAUGUAUUGAAUAUUAUGCUUCAGGUUUUAGAUGGUGGUCGUUUAACAGAUAACAAAGGGCAGACCGUGGACUUCAAAAACACCAUUAUAAUAAUGACCUCAAAUAUCGGUGGUAAUUUGAUUUUCAAGAAAAGUCAUCUGGGGUUCGACCAUGUGGAGAUGAAAGUUGCAGAGUAACUGAAAAAGAAUUUCAAGCCAGAGUUCUUGAACAGGAUUGAUGAAGUGAUUGUUUUCAGGCCAUUGAGUAACUCGCAGCUGAAAGAAAUCGUGGAGAUCAUGCUGAAACAAGUGUACGAAAGACUGAAAGAAAAGAACAUAAAGGUUGAAGUCACAGAGAGAUUCAAGGAAGAAAUUGUGAAAGAAGGUUAUAAUCCCAGCUAUGGAGCGAGGCCUUUGAGAAGGGCAAUUGGGAGCCUCUUGGAGGACAAUUUGGCAGAGAGGAUAUUGAAUGGAAGCAUUAAACAGGGCGAUUCAGUGACAAUACAUGUUGAUUCAAAUGGCAAAAUAUUGGUGCAUUGCAAAAUCUCAGCGACUUUUGGGAAUGGAAAAGGCUCUCUGCAGAGGAAUAUAAUUGGGCAGCUAGAAGCUGUUGAGGGCGUCAGCCGCGCCGUGCGUAAAGCUAAAGUGGGAAUUAGAGACCUGAGCCAACCUUUAUCAAGCUUUUUAUUUGCUGGUUCUAAUGGCGUUGGAAAAACAGAACUUGCAAAAGCCUUGGCAGUUGAAUAUUUUGGGGGCUACGAAGACGAUGGUCAACUGACUGAAGCUGUAUAUAAGAAGCCUCAUAGUGUGGUUCUCCUUGAUGAGAUGGUGAAGGCUCAUCCUAUUGUGUAG